GCCCCUCUCCCCGCCCUGCGAGGACUUCGUCGGGCCAGGGCGCAGACAGGGCCCACGCGACGGAGCCGGUGGCGGCCGCCGCUUCGCCGAGGAGGGCGGGAGGCAGGGAGGGGAGCUGGCGAGAGCUCUGCGCGCUGUGUUUGGUCUGUCGGAGGCAGCUGACCUUUGGGGAGGAAAUCGCUGCUCUCUGCUCCUUCCUGUAGCAGCAGCUCCAGCCGCAGCCGCUGCCGCCGGCCCGGGAGAGAGAGCCCGGGCGUGGAGAGCCGCGGGGGGCCCGGAGGUGCAAAGUCAUGGCAGGAUGGAUCCAAGCGCAGCAACUUCAAGGAGAUGCUCUGCGCCAGAUGCAGGUCCUCUACGGACAGCACUUCCCCAUUGAAGUCCGCCACUAUUUGGCCCAGUGGAUUGAGAGCCAGGCCUGGAAUUCCAUUGACCUGGAUAACCCCCAGGACAGUGUCCAAGCGGCCCAGCUCCUAGAGGGCCUGAUCCAGGAGCUGCAGAAGAAGGCUGAGCACCAAGUGGGGGAAGAUGGGUUUCUACUGAAGAUCAAGCUAGGCCACUAUGCGACUCAGCUGCAGAGCACUUAUGACCGCUGCCCCAUGGAGUUGGUCCGAUGCAUCCGGCACAUCUUAUACAACGAACAGAGACUAGUCCGAGAAGCUACCAACGUGAGUUUUCCCCCGCGUGGAAACCUGGCCGACGCCAUGUAGAAGCACCUGCAGAUCAACCAGACCUUUGAGGAGCUUGCUGGUCACCAGGACACAAGAGAAGCAGCGAAGAAGCUGCAGCAGACUCAGGAGUUCAUCCAGUACCAGGAGAGCCUCCGAACCAGGGUGAGGCCACGGGCUCAGUUUUCCCAGCUGUCACAGCUGAGUCCCCAGGAGCGCUUGACAAGGGAGACAGCCCUUCAGCAGAAGCAGGUGUCCCUGGAGGCCUGGCUGCAGCGGGAAGCCCAGACUCUCCAGCAGUACCGGGUGGAGCUGGCAGAGAAACACCAGAAGACCCUCCAGCUGCUCCGGAAGCAGCAAACUGUCAUUCUGGAUGAUGAGCUGAUCCAGUGGAAGAGAAGGCAGCAACUGGCUGGGAAUGGAGGGCCCCCGGAGGGCAGCCUGGAUGUGCUGCAGUCUUGGUGCGAGAAGCUAGCGGAGAUCAUCUGGCAGAACCGGCAGCAGAUCCGGAGGGCUGAGCAUCUCUGCCAACAGCUGCCCAUUCCUGGCCCCGUGGAGGAGAUGCUGACGGAGCUCAAUGCCACCAUCACAGACAUCAUCUCUGCCCUGGUGACCAGCACCUUCAUCAUCGAGAAGCAGCCCCCGCAGGUCCUGAAGACGCAGACCAAGUUUGCAGCCACAGUGCGACUGCUGGUAGGAGGGAAGUUGAAUGUGCACAUGAACCCCCCCCAAGUGAAGGCCACCAUCAUCAGCGAGCAGCAGGCCAAGUCUUUGCUGAAGAACGAGAACACACGAAAUGAGUGCAGUGGGGAGAUUCUGAACAAUUGCUGCGUGAUGGAGUAUCACCAGGCAACGGGCACCCUCAGCGCCCACUUCCGGAACAUGUCCCUGAAGAGGAUUAAGAGGGCGGACAGACGGGGUGCAGAGUCAGUGACAGAGGAGAAAUUCACAGUCCUGUUCGAAUCUCAGUUCAGCAUUGGGGGAAAUGAGCUCGUGUUUCAAGUUAAGACCCUGUCUCUUCCAGUGGUGGUCAUUGUUCAUGGAAGCCAGGACCACAAUGCAACAGCCACGGUGCUAUGGGACAAUGCAUUUGCUGAGCCCGGCCGGGUGCCGUUUGCUGUGCCUGACAAAGUGCUGUGGCCCCAACUGUGUGAGGCUCUCAAUAUGAAGUUCAAGGCAGAAGUCCAGAGCAACCGAGGCCUGACAAAGGAAAACUUAGUGUUCCUGGCUCAAAAGCUGUUCAACAGCAGCAGCAACAAUAUGGAGGAUUACAACAGCAUGGCCAUCUCCUGGUCCCAGUUCAACAGGGAGAACCUCCCAGGCUGGAAUUACACAUUCUGGCAGUGGUUUGAUGGGGUGAUGGACGUGCUGAGGAAACAUCACAAGCCCCAUUGGAAUGAUGGGGCCAUCCUGGGUUUCGUGAACAAGCAGCAGGCCCAUGACCUGCUUAUCAACAAACCUGAUGGAACUUUCCUGCUGCGAUUCAGUGACUCUGAAAUUGGGGGAAUCACCAUUGCCUGGAAGUUUGACUCCCCGGAUCGGAACCUGUGGAACCUGAAGCCAUUCACAACAAAGGAUUUUUCCAUCCGAUCCCUGGCUGAUCGCCUGGGAGACCUGAAUUAUCUCAACUAUGUGUUCCCAGAUCGACCCAAGGAUGAAGUUUUCUCCAAGUAUUACACUCCUGUGCUUGGAAAAGCCGUGGAUGGAUAUGUGAAACCACAGAUCAAGCAAGUCGUUCCAGAGUUUGCCAGUGCAUCUUCAGACUCUUCGGGGGCCGGCGCCACCUUCAUGGAUCAGGCCCCAUCCCCAGCCGUGUGCUCCCAGUCUCACUAUAACGUGUACCCCCAGAACCCUGACUCUGUCCUUGACCCUGAUGCGGAGUUUGACCUCGAUGAAACCAUGGACGUAGCGAGACACGUUGAGGAGCUUUUAAGCCGACCAAUCGACAGUCAAUGGAUCCCUCACAGCCACAGCCAGUCGUGACUCCUCACCCCUCCAUCACUGUGUCGUAGCCUUCUCCCCUCUCCUCACUGGUGGGCACUGAGUCCGUGCGUCCUAGAGACAAUACUCAUAACGCGGAGGGUGGAUGGCGGCUGGGACCUCGGCGCGUCUGUCUGUGGGGGUGGUGUGGACCCAAGGGGCUUCUUUCCCCACUGCCUGGUGCUUGCCAGAAUUUUCAGGGCCUUUAGCCUUAGGCUGUUUUCUCUUGUCCAUAACUCAGUCUGUAAGCUCUGAUUGUCAGAGGGGAGAAGGAAAGGCAGAGAGGGAAGCAUUCUCCUUUUCUCCUUUGCCUAGUUUGUUAGCAGCCAUGGUGGGGCAGGAUUACCCGAGGAGGGGGAGGCUGGGACAAAAUUUGCCCAUGUGCUGGCCCUAUGAGUGGCUUCCCAAAUACACCUGAAUGUAUGUGUGCACCCUUGCAUGCUCUCAUACACAUAAACGUCUGUGUACCUGCAGAGAUCAGUCAGUCCAUGUGGAUUUGGAGCCUGAGGGCCUGGAUCUUAAUUAUGUUAAUUAUGGCUCCUUUUCUGUGUUACAACCCACUUAAUCUCUUCAGUUUCCCCAAAUCUGUAAGGGGUUGGACCAGAGGAGCUUCAGGAGCCUGUUCAGCUCAAAAUCUACAACCCUACAAUCCCAAGCACCAAAAGGUUUGGGCUAAAACUCUUGGGAAAUGCUGUCCAGACCGACCCAGAGUGUGAACUCCCAGACAUUCUUGGAUUUCUCAGGGAGGUUACUCUAGCAGCCCACUCCUAGGCUGGUGCGAGAGCUGCCUCAUUCCUCUAAGUGGUCUCCAGACCCCUUCCUCUCUCUUGGGUCUAGAGUCUGACUGCCCUCUGGCAAGGCUCUUUUCUUUCACUGACAUCUCCUCCCCCACCACACACACACACACACACACACACACACACGCUCACCCUGACCUUGGCAAUGACCAGAAAACAGGCGGCUUUGGCAGCGAGAGGGGGGAGGUGUCUGGAACACAGUGAGGAGGACUCUAGGUCUUUAAAAAACAUAAACAAAAGCACAAUCUCUUCGAGGGAGAAACCGUAACUGUGUAUGUGCCGGAUGUCAGAAGCGGUCUUUUUCGGAGACUUUGGGAAUCUCAUGGCAGACGGCCUGGGUGCCGGAGGAGCCUUGCUGGCCUUGUGUUUGUCAGCUGCCCCCUCCCUCUCUCAGCUCGCCUAGCAGGCUGGGGGACUGGAGAGUCAGGUUUACAGAGCAGGAGCACGUCUUCUAGAGGCAUGUGAAGGUUAGCUGAGAGAUUGGAAAGCUUUUAAGGUCAGGGUAAGCAGGGGCCAGACGAUGACAACACAUACUUUUUGUACUUUGUAUGGAGCAUUUGAAUAAAGGGAAGAAAUGCUGUUUUUGAAUAAAAUGCUUUUUUUAAAAAUG
Molecule: messenger RNA, 4052 nt
Organism: Sarcophilus harrisii (Tasmanian devil)
Lineage: Eukaryota; Metazoa; Chordata; Mammalia; Dasyuromorphia; Dasyuridae
Product: signal transducer and activator of transcription 5A
Biological process (GO): cytokine-mediated signaling pathway; regulation of cell population proliferation; defense response
Molecular function (GO): DNA-binding transcription factor activity, RNA polymerase II-specific; RNA polymerase II cis-regulatory region sequence-specific DNA binding
Source: RefSeq, a predicted model, not a curated record